CGCACGGAGGAGCCAAGAUGAUCGCGCAGUGGCUGAGCCCGGCGGCCGAGCAGGCCGAGCUGCGGGCCCUCAACGAGCGCCUGCGGGGCUACGUGCGGCGGGUGGGCGAGCUGGAGCGCGAGAACCGGCGCCUGGAGGCCGCGGUGCGCCUGGGCACGAAGGCGCUUGGAGAGGGCGCGCGGGGCUCGCGGUGCGCGCAGGAGGCGCGCGGGCUGCGGCGGCGGCUGGACGAGCUGGGCCAGGCCACGGUGCGCGCGGAGAGCGAGUGCGGGGUGCUGCGGCGGGAGCUGGAGGAGCUGCGGGAGCUGAGCGGGGAGACGCGCGCCGCCCGCGGCCGCCUGGACGCCGAGCUGGGCGCGCAGCGGCGGGAGCUGGCGGACGCGCUGGCCGAGCGCGCCGCCCUCGAGGCCCUGCUGGGCCGCCUGGAGGCCGAGCGGGGUCACCUGGCCGCUUCCCACGAGCACCAGAUGCGGGAGCUGCGGGCGCGCGCCGAGGCGGGCGCCGCCCGACCUCUCCAAGUGCGCUCCGCCGCCGCCGCCGCUCCGUGCGCGUCGCCUCUCCAAGAGGUGCAGGCCGGGUGCGCGCAGCUGGUGGCCGAGGCCUGGGACGAGACGGUGCGGCUGUACGAGGGGCAGGUUUGGGAGCUGAGCGAGGCGCUGCGCCGGGACCAGGAGAGCCGGCGGCAGGCGGAGGAGGAGGCGCGGCGGGGCGCGCGGGAGGCCCAGGCGCUGCGGCAGGAGGUGAUGGAGCUGGAGGGGCUGCAGGUGCGGCUGGAGGAUGAGCUGCGGAGGAUGCACGAGGCCUUCGAGCUGCAGGCCCAGGAGGGACAGAGAGCCAUUGCCUGCCUGGAGGAGGAGAAGGCGGCCCUGACCAUGGCUAUGGCUGAGCGACUGCGGGACUGCCAAGAACUGGUGCAGGUGAAGACAGGCCUCAGCCUGGAAGUGGCCACGUACAGAGCUUUGCUGGAAGGAGAAAACAACACUGACCUGCUGGUCCUGACCGAGCGCCUGGAAAGCUUGCCACUAGAGUUCCGCAAGCCCAUCUACAAACCCAGCUCGGCCAUGAGGCUGCAGGAGAGCGAGCGGAGCUUCCUGUCCAGGCCGAAGGCCCCUCGGAUGAGUUCAACCCCGCACUGGCCAGCUGACACGGUGCCCCGGGCCAGGUGGGGCCUCCUGAGCUCUUUUGGUGCCCCCACAGAUGCUUACAGAAAACCUGGGGUUGAGACCAACCUGUGGCCCUUCCCUCCAGCCCAGGAGCUCCGGAGCCACUCAGUGGCUCUGCAGGAAACCUCGCCCCGGAGACCAGGAGUCCCCCCAGAGUUAGCCCGGGAGACAGGUGGGGCCCGAGAGCCAGUCAAAGACAGGGUCAUCCUCCUGGAAAGGAAAGUGGAAACCCAGGGCCCUGGGGAGUCCGAGUGGAAGGUUCGAGAAGAAAAGGUGUUUGAGUCGAAGGAGAGGGCCUCGGAGGAGCGGAACCUGCGGUGGGAGGAACUGACCAAGCUGGACAAGGCAGCGCGCGAGCGGGAGUGUGGACGGCUGCAGAUGGCCAUGGGGCGGGAGCCCUGGAGGCAGAGGAGCGAAGCAGAAAGGGAGGUGCCCAUCGGCAGCCAGGAGCAGGCCCCCAAGAGCACUGCCCAGAAGCUCCUGAUGAAGUCGGCAGUUGAACCUGGGCCUGCAGCGGCAGACGGCAGGGAGGAGAGAGGGUCCGGGCUAGGCUUUUCUGCGGGGUCUCCGGUGGGAGGUGACCCCACCACUAAGGCCCUGGCCGAGCACAUCGUGACGGGGAUCCUGGAGCAGUUUGCCCGCAGCCCCGAGCCCGGGUCCUCCGCACGCACCGUCCCCGACACCAAAGUCACCUACGUGGGCCGGGAAGAGCGCACAGGCACCGGGCCAGCCCACACGGAGAUUGUGGUCGAGUCCAAGCUGACCGAGGAGGUGGACGUGGCCGACGAGACCAGCCUGGACUCGCUUCUGAGCAGGGACGCGCUGGAGGUGGAGCUGACGGGCCCCUCGGCCCAGCGGCUCAUUGGGGACCUGGUACAGCGCGGCCUGCAGGGCCGGGCCCGGGUGGUCGAUGUGCAGAUCGUGGAGGAGUCGGGGGGCUUCAGCGAGGCCCCUGAAGACACAGAGGCCGGCGCUGCCCAGGAUCAGGUGGACGAGGCCGAGGUCUCAACCCCAGGGUCUGGGGAUGAGGCGGGAGGCCUGUUGUGGGAACAGAAGCAGCAGCAGAGUCUCCCCGGGGAGAAAGGGCAGGUUGGGGAGUGGGUACAGGAAUUCCACUACUUCGUGUCCACGCCAGACGACGACGAGAGCCCCGAUGGCUACUCCCCCUGGAAGGAUGAGCAGGGACUGGGCCAGCGAGGGAAGAAGGAUGAUGCAGGAGCUGAGGCUGGCCUAGGUUCUGGCCCCCGGAAGGAACAUUCUGGAAGCAGCCAGUUCCGAGUGGCUGACCCCAUCCCGGGGGAGAAAUUCAGAGUCAGGUCCGACAUCCACACAUCCCGGCUCGAGGAGGUGCAGGAGCAGCUAGGAGGGAACUUCUCAGAAGGCAUGAAGAGAGAGCUGUCGUCCCAUGCCAGCCAAGCCCGGGGCGAGCUGGGGAGCGUGUCCGUGGACGUGCACAGAGUCCAGCCCGUGAGCAGAGAGGCCACCACCUUUGUGGCCGAGGUCAACCUGUCUCGCACGCUGGAUGCCCACGAGGUGGACCUGGAGACGCUGAGCCGGGAUGAGGAAGGAGAGUUGGAGCGGGUGGUGCAGGCUGCGGUCCGAGAGAGUCUGGCCAGACAGCGGAGCCCGGAGCCCGGCAGCCCCGAGGACACUGAGGCCGGGGACGCCCCUCCGGCCGGGGGGGCUCUGUUCAAGCGCUGGGCCACGCAGGAGCUAUACAGGGCGUCCACAGAGCCGGCCACUGCGAAGGCACCCAGCUGGCCACGCAUCCAGGAAGAGGAGGGACCAGCCGUGAGGCGCAUUGAGAUUGGCCCUGCCGGAGUCUGGAGAACUGAGUCCAGCCCUGGGGCUCUGCAGGUAGACUUGAGGAGCAGAGACACAGCUGGGGCUCAGAGACUGCGGACAAGCACCUCCUUCCCUGCGACCGUGACGGUGGAGGUGCCCGGGACCUGGAGAGACACUGGUGGGGGGCCGGAAGGGGCAGCUGUCAGGGGGUCCCCCCAGUCCCCGGGGGAGCUGGGCAAGGUGCUGACUAAAUCGGUGGAGCUGCAGGGGAAAGAGGGACAGGGAGAUGAAGUUCAGGAGAUGAAGAAAGUUGCGUUCUUGUACUUAGAUAAGCAGGAGGAGGAGGAGGAGGAAGAGGAGGGAGGACACUGGUUUUAAAGGAGAAAGAUUGCACCGUGACUAUCUGAGCUCCGGUCUGUCUGGGGACACACACCCCGAGUCAUUGGGGAGGCGGCCCCGCCUUUUUGCGAAGGUCCUUCUAGGGGGAGUUUGCUUUGCAAUCUGUUAAGCCCCCCCCCAUGUUCCUUCAUGCCUUAAAAGAACGGGAGGGAGACUUCUCUUCAGAGACCUUCAGCGUCCCCCGUUUGGGGCUGGGUUUCUCUCUCCAUUUCUAGGGCUGCUUUUUCGCUUGUUUGCACCCACCCAUGGCCAAGCCUCGUGCGUGCGGAUGUGACACGCGUGAACUCUGUGCUCAGCUGCCUUUCAUGUCACGGAGGAAAGUGUCACAUUCAAGGAAGUUAUAGUUUGCAUGUGACUGCAGAAAAUAGUUACUGGGAGCCAUGGGACAAGCACCCGUUUCUCUCAUCCCACAGUCAGGGAAUGAGAGAAGUAAACCAAAUAUUUAGUCUUAGGGUUUAUUUUUUUAUUUAAAAAAAAUUGGUGAUUUGGGGGCCGGAGAGAUAGCAUGGAGGUAAGGCGUUUGCCUUGCAUGCAGAAGGUCGGUG
Suncus etruscus (white-toothed pygmy shrew) is the source of this 3892-nucleotide messenger RNA. RefSeq names its product synemin (gene SYNM). Gene Ontology annotation, biological process: intermediate filament cytoskeleton organization; fast-twitch skeletal muscle fiber contraction. Lineage: Eukaryota; Metazoa; Chordata; Mammalia; Eulipotyphla; Soricidae. Gene Ontology annotation, molecular function: vinculin binding; structural constituent of muscle; structural constituent of cytoskeleton. The coding region runs from base 18 to 3326 and encodes 1102 amino acids. Gene Ontology annotation, cellular component: sarcolemma; neurofilament cytoskeleton; intermediate filament. The transcript is spliced from 5 exons. The record is from RefSeq and is a predicted model, not a curated record.